Molecule: messenger RNA, 786 nt
Organism: Emys orbicularis (European pond turtle)
Lineage: Eukaryota; Metazoa; Chordata; Testudines; Emydidae
Gene: FAM78B
Product: family with sequence similarity 78 member B
Exons: 2
Coding region: 1-786 (261 amino acids)
Source: RefSeq, a predicted model, not a curated record
AUGGGCUGCCUGCAGAGCGUCGCGUGCAAGGCGCGCGUGCGGCGCGACAACAUCGUCCUGAGCGACGUGUCCGCCACCAUCGAGCCGGGCGCCACUGCCAUCGAGGAGAGCUCGCCCGUCGUGCUGCGCUACCGCACGCCCUACUUCCGCGCCGCCGCCCGGGGCACCAUGCCGCCCAUCCCGCGCCGCCACACCUGGGUGGUGGGCUGGGUGCAGGCCUGCAACCACAUGGAGUUCUACAACACCUACAGCGACCUGGGCAUGUCCAGCUGGGAACUUCCUGACUUGCGAGAAGGGAGAGUAAAAGCCAUCAGUGACUCUGAUGGUGUGAGCUACCCCUGGUAUGGGAACACCACGGAAACGGUGACCUUGGUUGGGCCCACUAACAAGGUCUCCCGGUUCUCAGUCAGUAUGAAUGACAAUUUUUACCCCAGCGUGACAUGGGCUGUCCCUGUGAGUGACAGCAAUGUACCACUGCUGACCAGGAUUAAGAGGGAUCAGAGCUUUACCACGUGGCUAGUAGCCAUGAAUAUGACCACCAAGGAGAAGAUCAUCCUGCAGACUAUAAAGUGGAGGAUGCGUGUGGACAUUGAAGUGGAUCCCCUGCAGCUCCUGGGGCAGCGAGCACGACUAGUGGGAAGGACUCAUCAGGAGCAGCCCCGGAUUCUGAGCCGAAUGGAACCCAUCCCGCCAAACGCACUAGUGAAACCCAAUGCCAACGAUGCCCAAGUCCUCAUGUGGAGACCUAAACGAGGCCAGCCUUUGAUAGUGAUACCUCCCAAGUAG